Cydia fagiglandana is the source of this 3611-nucleotide messenger RNA. RefSeq names its product plasmolipin-like. Lineage: Eukaryota; Metazoa; Arthropoda; Insecta; Lepidoptera; Tortricidae. The transcript has 5 exons. The record is from RefSeq and is a predicted model, not a curated record. Gene Ontology annotation, cellular component: membrane. Bases 428 to 973 code for a protein of 181 amino acids.
UGAAAAAGCACCAAUGCAGUUGAGUAGGAAACAUAAUAGUUUUAUCACAAAGUUAUUUAGAACUCAGGCAUUCAUCUCAUUGUUUUAUUGAUAACGGUGUAGUAUGUGGAUACUGUUCAUUUUAUCAGUAGAUUCUUGAUAUUCGUAACGAUAUAGGUACUUAAUCUUGAAAACAAUAGUGCAAUUUGGUUUGAUACGAGUGGUUUGUUGUGAAAAAUGCGCUCACGCCGAGCACAAACGAUUAGUAAAUAUAGGUAACGUGAGUCAUUGACGUGUGUAAUAUGUUUUCAUAGUUUAGUAAUGAGUGCCAAGGUGACGGGUGGUGGGUGAGGACGCCCCGCAUCCGCAGUUUAUCUCGGCCGCCGGAGCUCGCAGCUACUUGUCGAGGACCACCGUAGGAGGGAUACUUGUCGGGAUAUCGCAGAAUAUGGCAUACCCGAGCGGGCCGCCGCCGGCGCCCCCGGCGCAGUCGCUGGGCUCCACCAACACUGUGUUCAUCACGGAGACACGCUUCGAUCUCUCAUACAUUGUCACUCCGCCUGGCAUCAUUAAAGCUGUGCUUGUUGUGUUGAACCUGCUGUGCUUCACCUGCGUGGAGGCGAGCGCAUUCCGGUCGAACGGGCGCGGCGUGUACUUCGUGUUCGUGUCGCUGGUGGGGCUGGCGUGCACCGGCGGGCUGCUGCUCAUGUACCUCUACCACGUCGUCGAGAAGUACCACAACUUCAAGUGGCUCAAGGUGGAGAUGGUGGGGUGCGUGGUGCUGACGUUCCUGAACCUGAUCGCGGCCACGAUGGCGGUGGCCUUCGGCAACGCCGCCUACUCCGCUGCGGGGUUCUUCGGGUACCUGGCGAUGGUGUUGUACGGUGUGGACGCGUUCCUGAAAGCCAAGGCGCUGAAGGCGGGCGAGCUGGCGCAGGGCUCCCGCGUCCACACCAAGCAGACGCACAUCACCACGCCGCCCGCGCUGCCCUAGUCGCACCGAGGCCGGCGGCAUGACGGCACCGCGGCGGACCCGAACUGGAUUCCCACCUUGGCUUGUUUUCCUUCAGCCAGUCGAGUAAUUUUCUGAGUCUUAUGAAGAAAAACCAAAUAAGCUCCUGCUUCUCUGCAAAUACUUUAGACGUGUCGUUAUUGAUUAUAUACAUACCCCACACAUUAUCUACCCGUUGGUGUCGCCGCUACUUGCAUGUCCAUCCACUGCGAGCAACACUCGUUCACUGCAUCGACAUAGAGGUCGGAUAGAUCAAAUCAAAAGCGUUGUAAUUAAAAUAUUAAUUGUCGUAUUGAUAAAAUUAUUGUCUAGUUCAGUUACCUGAGUAUUUGUUUCGUGAAGGUCUUCCUUAGCUUAGGGUAAUGGCCGCGACUGUAUCGUCGACGAAAUUACAGUUUUAAAAGGCAUGACGCGCUUUAAGCCAGCCUUUUACUUUUUGAGCGAUUUUUCUUUAGAAACGGGAGACAAGUGUUUAGUGGAGGGUAACGUAUUUAUGAAAUAAUUCUAUUAAUAUGUAUUUAUUAAGUAAUUCUUAAUCAGUCGUAAUCAUGUAAAUGUGUACCUCAAAUGUACUUAUCUAAUUUAUGUUAGUUUUAAGCGAUGAUAUUAUUAUUGUUUGUGAUAUUCGUUAAUAAAUCACUAAUGACUUACUUGUAAAUAACGGUAGUUAAGUUCAAAUAUAUACGAUAUACUUUACCUUAACAUAUCUUCAUAGGCAUUUAUUAACUAACUAUGAGAUUUUAAGAAUACAAAACCUCUAAGAAUAAAAUUGUAUGAAACCAGAUAUCCAUUUUUUAAUGAUGAAUUGAAAGUAGUUUUGGUUUUGAAUAUAUAUUUUUUUUCUAAAUUAAUACAAACGAUAAUUUUAUUAAUGGAUCUUCAACAUAAAUGGACUCGUACACCUGUUCUUAUGGACCUUAUAGUUUGGUGGUGUUCCUAUCCAACUAUUUCUGGUGGUGAUCUUAAGUAGGUAUACCUAUAUGAAUUAAUGUACAUCCGUCCGUACUUAUUACCUAGCUUAUUAGCUCAUGUUUGUGUCAAAUAUAAUGUUUACACUAUUGGUCCAAUUUUACAGUAUAUUUUCAAGGCAUUUAUAUAAGCUAGCGCAGCCGCGAGCUCGGUUACAGGCCGUCGUCGCAGAGUAAAGUCUUUGACAAUUUUUACAAGUUUGAUAUAAUUGUUAAGCAAUUAUGGCAAGUCACAUAUCUUCCCUUGUUCUCCUGUAGCAUUUUGAUUCGUUUUGGAAUUUAUUGACACCAAGCCAAGUAAAUAAGGCUAAUUGCAACAAGUGUCUAUGGGAUUGAUUGCCUGUAAGAGAGUGUGCGGAAUUGUUUUCUAAUGUUAAGGAAUGUUUUAUUAAUAUAUACGUCGUUUCAUCACGCUCAUAUUUUAGCCUAAUUUGCUAAAGUUAAUCUUUAGAUAUAGAAAUUCAUCUCUUUCAAACACCACUCCAUAGAAAUAAGUUACGUUCUUAUUUGUAGGUCUCUCGUCAACUGGUCCUGACUCGCUCGCUUCACAGUACAUUACACCUUACACACACACACACACACGCACACGCACACAUAUAUACACCCUCACAAGCGCAACUCUGACACCUUACCAUUAUCACACACUCUCACAUAUUUUUUUAAGUUAUCUAGAUUUAAUUUAUCCAACUGUUAAAGACUCUUUUUGUUAAGUCCCAAGAUACAGGCUCAGCCUAGUUUGGGGCUCCCGGCUACUUUUUGACAUUACCAAGAUCAGCAUUAUAGCGUCACGUCACACCUUAAGAGACCGCAGUAUCUAUUUCUGAACCGUGUUCUAUCUAUGUACCUAAAGUUAAAGAUAAGAAUAAAAAAUAUAUAUGUAUAAUUAAAUGUUGAGUUGAGUAUUGGUAUGACCAAAUGUCUGAAUCAAUUUGUCGCAUACAUUUAAAAUAGUUAUUUGUUCUAUAAAUGAUAUAAUGCUCACUGUGAUGUUAUUAAAUAUUAAUAAAAAGCUUUAAUCGUGUCAACACCUUUUUAUUUCAACAAAAGAGGUCCCGCUGAGAUAUAGUUAUCUAUUUAAAUACAAAUACUCAUUAAAUACUGUAAACAUUUAAAGCUUACACAAAAAUACUUUAAAAAAUACAUAGAUAGAAAUGAUGUCUUUACCCUUUCUCCACUGAUGUCACAUACGGUGACCAGCCACUCCAGCCAGUAAGUAGUGUUUCAACUUACAAACAUUAGGUACCUACAAUACUACCUACUCUUUGCCAAGUUUUCGUGACACGAGUCUAUAUCUAUAUUAACGAUAUUGAUGCAUAAAAUGGGUAAACGUCAACAUACCACUAUACAUUUAUGACUUUAUAUCAGUAUGUAUACAUAGGUACAUGCCACACAUACAAUGCCAGACUUACAAUCAGUCUAAUUUUAGUAAUUAUAAACACUGAUAAAGCAUAUCUUCUAGCCCCUAAUUUAGAUUAGUCAAAAUAAAGAUAAACAUUUGAUUGAAUCAAGAAACCCUCUAGAAGAAGGCUUCUAGGCGGCUAGAGAGAAUAUGAUUAUAAAGCUACCUAAACUGUCUGAAAUCGCAAUUUAGUACUAAAUGUAAUGAAUUUUUGAAAAAGUGUUAUAGGGGCUGAAAAAUGUUUUCUUACGCA